CAAACAAAUAAACAGUACCGAUCGAGUUAUCUUUAACGUCACACUUGUUUCUAGAUCGUUGUAUUGUUAUGAUGUACGUGAUGCAUUUUGUGUAUCUGUGAAAACAUGAGCGUGUCAGUGAAAGUUUUCUGUUUACUCCUGACUGCGAUUCGGAUUUCAGAUCAGAAAUCGACGCCAGAAAGCGACAGCUAUGUGGCAGCGGUGGUCGAGUUCAAAUUGACGAGCAAUUCCACUCAAGCCCUCAAAGAAUAUGUUCACUACAUCACGAUGGCAUCUGAAAAGAAUGCAGACGUGGUGGUGUUCCCGGAGAUGACCCUGGUGAGGAAGGCGGAGGUCGUUAGGGUUCCUAUCCACGGCUCGCUGCGGCAGCACCCGAUACCUGCACUUACUCCACAUUUGUAUGACGAGCCCCUGGUAGCCAUAUCGAAAGCAGCUCGCGACAAUGGGAUCUACGUUGUGAUCAACGUACAGGAGCAGAUGGACUGUUCAUCAUCCCUCGGAGAAUACUGUCCUGAGAAGAAGGUUUACCGCUUCAACACCAACGUUGUGUUUGACAGAAGCGGCGCUGUCAUUGACAGAUACCGCAAGAUCAACUUGUUCGGCGAGGCCACACGCCACCCGGCCCUGAAGCAGGAACUGGGCAUCUUCUCCACCGACUUCGGCGUCACCUUUGGCCACUUCAUCUGCUUCGACGUGCUGUUCCAGGUCCCUGCUGUCCAGGUCGUCCAGAAAUAUAACUUGACUGAUAUCAUCUUCCCAACUAUGUGGUUCUCCGAGAUGCCGUUUUUGACUGCUGUUCAAAAUCAACAGGCGUACGCGUACAGUAUGAAUGUGAACUUCUUAGCUGCUAACGCUAACAACAUACACGUCGGAACUGCGGGUUCAGGUAUUUACUCCGGAAGAGCUGGUGCUCUCGUUAGCAUGAUGACUGGCAUCCCUUCCACGAGACUGCUUGUCGAAAGGGUCCCGAAGGUUCCAGGAAAGUUAACAAGGACAUACCCAGGACCCAUCUUCAAUAAUCCUUCAGACCCUGACAACCUGUUGCUGAACAAAGACGUGUCUCUGGCCAGCCACGUCUCCAAGGAGCUGGUCUCCGGGUUCCAGGAGUUCUCCCUCACGGAGAAGGACGUCCGCUGUAAAUUUACUGUUAGGAUCAAUCAGACAGGACAGUCCCACAAAUACCGCGCGUUCAUUCAAGACUCCAGCAACACGUAUGUGAAGCGUCAUGUGGCAGUCGCUUCUUGCUCAAUAGUCGCCUGCAGAUAUGAUGACGUCGUUAGUUGUCCAUACAGAUUCAGUGCAGAAGAUGCAAAAGUGGAAUUUGAAGAAUUACAAAUAGAGAUGACAACGUACCCUCACCGUCAUAAUUCUAGCUUGGAUUGUGAAAAUAUCAUAUACUACCCUGUAUCCCUGAGAAUAAAUAAAUUCCCGCUCGAUUCCCAUAACUUCACGUAUUCCGAAUCAAAUCAAAAUGGCGAUAAUGAAAAUGGCGGACGCGAAAAAAUAAGCUAUAAAUUGAAUGCUCCUCAAAAUGAUUUGAUUGCAUUUGCUGUUUGGGGAAGAAUAUAUGAUAAGGAUAUUUCCGGCUCUUAUCACGUCACGGAAGAAGAUGAAAGUAAUUUUAGUCAAUUCGAGAAUAUGAUUUAUAAAACUGUAUAAUUAUCUAAUGCGAAACAUCAAAGACCUUCGGUUUUAUUGUUUUGUUUAUAGUCACAUACGUAGAUAUGGUCGGAUACCUAGGUAAGCCGAUGACCGUGCGAAGUGGAAACGAAAAAGUUGGAAAGCGGACCCUGGGCUCCGACGCUCAAUGAUUGGGGAAGCUACCGGGAAAACGCUCAGAUGAGAGAGUUCCAUAUGUAGAUAAUUCGCAUUUUUAAGAAUAGUUAAAUAAGUACAUUCAAAUGUUUGUAGUUAAUUUAGAGUGGCAAAAAUUAAUUUUCACGACAAAUAAAGACUGCUAACCAAUUUUUAUAGGAACAAACUGUGCAAUACUUUUGUAUAAACUAUGUUAUUAAACAAUAACAACGAAA
This is a messenger RNA of Plodia interpunctella (Indianmeal moth), 2030 nucleotides long. Its product is annotated as vanin-like protein 1. The coding region runs from base 106 to 1659 and encodes 517 amino acids. Lineage: Eukaryota; Metazoa; Arthropoda; Insecta; Lepidoptera; Pyralidae. The record is from RefSeq and is a predicted model, not a curated record. The transcript has 10 exons.